UGGGCUCCAUGGUAACGCAGCUCUGACAGCUUGAUGGAGAAGCAGUGAGGGGCGGGGCUUAGCAAAGGGUCAAAUCGUUGCGUUCUUUGUUUCAGAGCAAUAAAGCCAGCUCUCUUCAACUUCUUCAGACGCUUCCUCUCACACAUGUAGCAGCAAAUGUCUUCUGAAGUGUCACUGGUUUUGUAACUGUCGUACAGUUACUAGUUAAAUGAACACAUCAACUAUUAAUAUCAGAAGGCAUGAAAAUAUCAGUGGUGUCAACUGAGGACCUUGGUCGAACCCCAUGCGUCUGGUUUAAGGUCGCUUGAGGUUAAUACGACAGAUCAACACACACAUACAUCACAUAUUUUAGUACAUUCCCAUAUAACAUGAUUAUGAUCCUGUAAUUGGAAUGCCUUUGCACCCACUGUUAGUAAUAGAAGCAAGUGACCGACCGCAGCUGGAGGUUUAUGCACACUGGGGAUGAACUGAAAGUGUGUGUGUCUGUGUGUCAGGGUACAUGUGCAGUCCCUCUGUAUUGGACAAGGAUGGAGUGAGUGCUGCAGCCAUAGCAGGAGAGAUGAUUUCCUAUCUGGCCACGAAAAGCUCAAGCCUUUCUCAACAAGUCACUGCCAUCUAUGAAGAGUACGGCCACCACAUCAGCAAGAACUCCUACUUCAUCUGCCACGACCAGGAUGUGAUCCGCAGCUUGUUCGAGCGCCUGCGCAGCUACGGCGGCCAGAAGGACUCGUAUCCCACUGAAUGCGGCCGCUUCUCCAUCUCUGCUGUACGAGACCUGACCACCGGCUACGACAGCAACCAGCCCGGUAACAAGGCUGUCCUUCCCACCUCCAGCUCCAGUCAGAUGAUCACCUUCACCUUCUCCAACGGGGGUGUGGCCACCAUGAGGACCAGUGGCACGGAGCCAAAAAUCAAAUACUACACUGAACUCUGUGCUGCUCCUGGCAACAGUGACGUGACGCACCUGAAGAAGGAGCUGGACGACUUGGUCGACGCCAUUGUUGAAAGCUUCUUUGAGCCCGAGAAGAACAAGCUGCAGCCCAAGCCGGAGUAGAGCGCCGACAGACCCCCCCCCCCACACACACACACACACUGUUCUACUGCCACACUCAUUCCUGCUGUCUCCCUGUGGUGUUUACAUGCACACAUUUCUGUAUAUUAAGUAUGCAUCCCCCCCCC
Molecule: messenger RNA, 1179 nt
Organism: Anarrhichthys ocellatus (wolf-eel)
Lineage: Eukaryota; Metazoa; Chordata; Actinopteri; Perciformes; Anarhichadidae
Gene: pgm2
Product: phosphoglucomutase 2
Exons: 4
Coding region: 500-1054 (184 amino acids)
Biological process (GO): purine ribonucleoside salvage
Cellular component (GO): nucleus
Molecular function (GO): phosphopentomutase activity
Source: RefSeq, a predicted model, not a curated record